This is a messenger RNA of Protopolystoma xenopodis, 915 nucleotides long. The record is from the annotation of a GenBank genome assembly. Lineage: Eukaryota; Metazoa; Platyhelminthes; Monogenea; Polystomatidea; Polystomatidae.
AUGACCACAGCAAUCUCAGCCAUUGAGGCAGCUGAGCGUGAAGCUAGGAGACGGAGACUUGAAAAUAUAAUGUCGCGAGUUAAAAAGCCUCCAUUAUCUCAUGCUUUGGCUAACAAUGAAGAUUGUCCAAUACGUUGCAGUGAUAGUAUCGGCAACAGCCAAUUUCUACCAGUCACUGGACACAAAGAGCUGAAUAGCCCGCCCUGUCAUUCAGGCGACUGUGACGAACGUGCCGACUAUUUUGAGGACCAGCACAACGUUCACUGCCCCUUCCCUUCGCCUCUGGACCGCGAAACUCUUGCUUCUUCCGCCAACUUUGCUAUUGUUGAUGCCUCCACAGGUAGGGGUGCUUGUCAAUAUCACUCAGAUUGCGAUGGCUUAAUGGAAGAAAACUAUGAAAGCAAACCUAAAAAAUCCUCAGGAGAGCUUGGCAUGAGCCAGAAUAGUUCGACUUACGUAUACAUACAUGAGAUCGAGGCUGACUCUGUUAAAGGAUUACCAUCAGAUACUACAAUUUACUCAUCAUCCGUGGCUAGCCUUAACUUAUCUCCAGUUCAUCCUACUGAAUGGCAGAAAUCUGUACCUGAUGCUAAAACAACAGGAAACGGAACAGAAAUUAAGAGCAUUGGAUCAAAGUAUUCACGCGCUGACUUACGCUCCACAUUGGUGAGGAGCAUGCUUGCUUCGGGCAGGCUAAGUCGAAAGAGCCAAGCUGUGGCUAUACUCCUGAAGGGCUUUGCUGAGACCUCGCAGGCUGCAGAGGACAUUAGUAUUGAAGGAGUUUCUUUUGCUCAAGCUCAGGUGGAAGCAUAUCGGUCGAGAAAUUGUUAUUCCCCAGGUCAGGGCUUCAGUAUACUCAUUUUUACCAAGUUAUACAUACCCUUCGCAGAGUUAGGAGGAAAUAAAAGGGCUUGA